This is a messenger RNA of Ophidiomyces ophidiicola, 1770 nucleotides long. RefSeq lists its product as uncharacterized. NCBI's taxonomy places the organism in Eukaryota, Fungi, Ascomycota, Eurotiomycetes, Onygenales, Onygenaceae. The record is from RefSeq and is a predicted model, not a curated record. The coding region runs from base 1 to 1770 and encodes 589 amino acids. The transcript has 7 exons.
AUGCGUUCGUUCUUUUUCACUGCACUUGUGGCCGCCUUUACGGCGACCACAGCUGCCGCUCCUUUUCCCGGUCCAGCCGCCUCGCCAAAUGCGGAGGCUUUUGAUCCAUCUUCAGCUACUAAUUUCUUGAGGCCCAUUAAGCUGGCCGACCUUGAGGCACAUGAUGGCCUUGAGGCGCGCACCUUACCCGACCUCUCUUGUUUUAAACCGACACAAACCGCCAACUUCCUCUUCGGUGGCCUCGGUGCUGCCGGAAAGCUUUUUAUGGCAAACAUGACUCUUCAUGCCCCCGAAAACCUUCCAGUUGUUCUGAUGGAGGAAUUUGAGAGUCUUACUUCUACCGUUGACUGCAAGGGCGACGAUGGACAGAUGGCCUUGACCUUCAAAUCUCAGGAGGCAUAUGACUUUGCCAUCAAGUCAUGGUCCUAUGUUAAUGCGAAUAAGGAAAAAGAAUUUGUUCUGGUUGCUAACCAUGCUGGCUGCGGUCUCAAGGGACGUCGUCAAGCCUAUAAGAUUACCAAAGUUGUUAAUGUAGCUGCCAAACUUACCGUUACACUCGAGGCCCAAGCUGUUGCCUGGAAGCAGUUUGCUGGCAAUUUCGACAUUGACUUUGGUAACUACAAGAUUGCUACUAAGGCUCUCCUUGCUCUUCAAUCGAAGGGUGUCAUCGAAUUUAUCGGUGAAGCCAUCGAUAAAAUCACCGCUGGAUUCCAAGCAGGCCUCAAAGGCGGAACCGACGCCAUCGUUGACAUUGUCGAUGAUGGGAACAGUGAAGUCUGCCUUCCAGUUAACCUUCCCAUCAAGAUCUUCACGCCAAAUACCCCAGUACCUAUCUACAAGAGCCCUGAAAACCCCUCCGAAGUCGAUCUUACUUGCAAAAACUGCUACGUCAAGGGCAACUUCCUCACCGUUGGAUAUAUCAAGGUCGUCAACUACGUAACCACCGACUUCAAGCUCGAGAUCGAGCCCAAGGACUUCAGUACUGCUGCUGAGUUCCAACUUGACCUUGUCAACGUUAAGAAGGAUUUCAAGUACUCUCAAACUAUUUUUGAAAGCGUGAUCCCCUACACUGGAAUUGAAAUCCCCGGAAUUUUGUCUGUUGGCGCCAAGGUUGGCUUGUUGAUUCACGGUAAUAUUAAAUUCAGCGGUACCGCCAGCAUCAACUUCGGCUGCACCACCAAGCUUCCAAAUGGCGGCAAGAUCACUCUUGUUCUAGUUGGCAAUGGUAAAUGCGGCGUCGUCGGUCUGGACAAAAUCGAGGCUAAGCCAGACAUCACAUUCAACAAGGGCAAAGUUGAGCUUGACACCACGACUGUUCCUGAGUCUAGCAUCACUUAUGGCUUCGCAAUCCUGGGUGGCGGUGUUUCUAUCGAAGCUGGCGUCAAGUUUGGCGUGCCUAUUGACUUAAAUGUCACCACCGGCAACAAUGAGAAAGGAUGGUGCCCUGGUAACGCUACCAAGACUGGCGUAACAGUUUCUGCUGGUGCUGCUCUUAAAUUGGACUUUGGUGUUUGGCAAAACAAGCAAACUCCCAUUUUCAAGAUCCCGCUCUUGAACUUCCCAAUCCAAUGCCCUAAGAUCUGCAAACCUAUUCCAGAAAUCGAGCCUGGACACCCCCCAACUGUCAUUACCCCCGGAAAGCCCCCGGUUAUUCCUGGAUUGCCCCCAGUGAUUCCUGGGAAGCCCCCAAUUAAGACACCAGGCAAAGGUAAGCCCAUAUUUCCCAAUCCCAUCAGACACUUCUUGUCCUCACAUGUCGACAUCGAAUAG